Molecule: messenger RNA, 2644 nt
Organism: Quercus lobata
Lineage: Eukaryota; Viridiplantae; Streptophyta; Magnoliopsida; Fagales; Fagaceae
Product: probable receptor-like protein kinase At2g42960
Exons: 8
Coding region: 613-2136 (507 amino acids)
Biological process (GO): protein phosphorylation
Molecular function (GO): ATP binding; protein kinase activity
Source: RefSeq, a predicted model, not a curated record
UUUGCUUAUUAUUCAAUAUUUUUUCUUACCCAGAUAUAAAUGCCACUUCUGUUCACUUUCAUCUUUGCUUUUCCUUUACUGUUUCUCUCUCUCUCUCUCUGGUUUCCUCCAUUGCAAAUCAAGCUUUACUUUCCAGCUUGCUCAGGUCCCUUUCUCCCCUCCAUUCACGCACACACACAUACACAUACCCACCAACCAUUUAACCCACCUCUGCUUUUUCUACCCUUCCAAAAAUCCCACCCCACUUCACUCUAUAUAUUUAUAAAAACUCUCUCUCUCUCUCUCUCUCCUUUCCUUUCAAAGAUUGGAUUUUUGUCUGGCCUUCUUCACUAUUUCUUUUAUCAUUCUCUGAAUUCUUGUUGGCCCACUUGAGGCCACUAUCCCCUACUUGUAAACUACUCCUCUUCAGCUCUAUCCUUUUGGGGCAUCUGGGUUUUUGUUAUUUCACCUCUACAUCUAUGCUUAUUGAGUCUUUGUUGGCUCAAAAAGAAGCCCUUCCUUUGCUUCUCUGGCUGCUCAAGGAAGAGGAUCACUACAAAGGUGGGAAUGUUUCUUUGGUACGGGAGCUGAGAGGAACAAGUCAUUGGGAUUUUGAGUAGCCGGGGAUCAGAGAUGUCGUCUGAGAGUUCUUUGAAUGCAGAAUUAUCGAAAAAGACUCCACUUUUGGGUUUGAGACUAUGGGUUUUGAUCUGCAUAUGUGUUGGUGCAUUUAUAGUUUUAAUUCUCUGUAUAUUAUCUGUCUGGGUCUCAUUUCGGAGGAAAUCUAGGAGAUCUGUGGACAAGUUCACUCUUUCCAAAAUACCAAAUGUCUCAAAAGAUAUCAAGGUUGACAAGGUUGGGACUCAGGGUUCUCAUUAUCACCCUGAAAGUUUAUAUCUUUCAGUCCAUGAUAAGUCAAGUGAUAAGAAUUCAGAGAAAACAUUGGUUCAUUUGGGCACGAGCAAGUUGAGCGAUCCUGAUAACAUCAGUCAGUGCAGCUCAAUUUAUCAUCAUGAGAGAGCAUUAAGUUCAAUGUCUGGGGAAGAAGGAAGCUCUGGGACUAUUAGGAAGCAGUCUACAUUGUCAUAUACAGGACUUGUCACAGCCUCUCCUUUAAUUGGCUUGCCUGAAAUUUCUCAUCUUGGGUGGGGCCACUGGUUUACUCUUAGGGAUUUAGAAUUUGCAACAAAUCGUUUCUCUCCGGAGAAUGUGAUUGGUGAGGGUGGAUAUGGGGUUGUUUACCAGGGAAGACUGAUCAACGGAACUGAUGUGGCUGUGAAGAAACUUCUUAAUAACUUGGGACAGGCGGAGAAAGAAUUUAGGGUUGAAGUUGAGGCCAUAGGCCAUGUUCGACAUAAGAAUCUUGUUCGACUCCUGGGCUAUUGCGUUGAAGGAGUUCACAGGAUGCUGGUGUACGAGUAUGUGAAUAAUGGGAACCUAGAGCAAUGGCUUCAUGGGGGAAUGCGCCAACAUGGAACCCUUACUUGGGAGGCACGCAUGAAGGUGAUUCUUGGUACUGCAAAAGCGCUUGCGUAUUUACAUGAAGCAAUAGAACCAAAAGUUGUGCACCGAGACAUAAAAUCAAGUAACAUCCUGAUUGAUGGCGAGUUCAAUGCCAAGGUUUCUGAUUUUGGAUUGGCAAAACUCUUGGAUUCGGGAGAAAGUCACAUCACAACCAGAGUGAUGGGAACAUUUGGUUAUGUAGCACCUGAAUAUGCUAAUACUGGCUUGUUGAAUGAGAAGAGCGACAUUUAUAGCUUCGGUGUACUCUUGCUGGAAGCAGUUACAGGAAGGGAUCCGGUGGAUUAUGCCCGGCCUGCUAAUGAGGUUAAUCUUGUUGAGUGGUUAAAGAUGAUGGUAGGAACAAGAAGAGCAGAGGAAGUUGUGGACCCAAACCUUGAAGUUAAACCCACUACACGUGCUCUAAAACGUGCUCUGUUGGUAGCACUAAGGUGUGUUGAUCCCGAAGCAGAUAAGAGACCCAAAAUGAGUCAGGUUGUACGAAUGCUUGAAGCUGAUGAAUACCCACUUCGUGAGGAUCGAAGGACUAGAAAGAGUCGUACAGCAAGCAUGGAAAUUGAGUCCAUGAAGGAAAUUUCUGAUCCAGCUGACUCUGAAAACAAGUUAGGGGAUGUAUCUGAGAGAACUCUUGGAUAGGACUGACAACAUUUGACAGGGUGCAUAAUUUAUUCUCACUGCCAGACUGAAACCUUUCAGUAACUCAUCAAAUACUACACAUCUUAAAGUUUGCUUUCCGGAUAAAUCUUCUAAUUUUAUGAACGGAGUUGAAUUGGAGAUAGCGCGUGCUUAGAUCAUGAAGGUUUUUCUGUAUUGUCAUUUGAGGAUUGAGAGAGGUGCUUCCAGCCCCAUAAACAAGCCUAGAGGGGAGAGCCAUUGAGACUUUUGUUGUACAGUCAUGUCUUGGACCGGUGGGCUGUCUUUCCAGUACGUGAGUGCAAUAUUUACUUUUUUCUUUUUUUCUUUUUUCACUUGAUUACUGCCAUUGAGAUGGCAAAUGAUUCUAAUAUGUAUCUCCUUUUUUUCUUUCUUUAACUUAUCAUUUUGUAUUAGCCCUUAAAGGAUUGAAUCAAUUAUCAUGUCCUCUUCUUUAUGCAGUGAUGUCUUGCUCUUAGUUGCACAGCAGAAUGAUGGUUGUUCCAUUAUG